This is a messenger RNA of Neltuma alba, 798 nucleotides long. RefSeq names its product pathogenesis-related protein 1-like. The record is from RefSeq and is a predicted model, not a curated record. The transcript has a single exon. NCBI's taxonomy places the organism in Eukaryota, Viridiplantae, Streptophyta, Magnoliopsida, Fabales, Fabaceae. Gene Ontology annotation, cellular component: extracellular region. The coding region runs from base 1 to 549 and encodes 182 amino acids.
AUGGGACGGAACUCCACCAGUGUUCUUCUCUCUCUUCUUCUCCUCAUCGUCUUAGCCGUCCCACAGAUCUCCGUCGCUCAAGACUCACCCGGAGACUUCGUCAACGCCCACAACGCCGCCCGCCGGCAAGUUCGCGUCGGACCAAUUGCAUGGGACCAAAGGCUGGCCUCCUACGCUCGCAACUACCUGAGCCGCUUGAGAAACAGCUGCCGGAUGGUUCACUCCGGCGGCCCCUACGGAGAGAACCUCGCCUGGGGCAAACCCGACCUGACCGGCACAGCCGCCGUCAACAUGUGGGUCAGAGAGAAGCGAUUCUACGAUUAUAAGUCCAACUCGUGCGUGGGAGGAGAGUGCAGGCACUACACUCAGGUGGUUUGGCGUAACUCGGUUCGACUCGGUUGUGCGAAGAUGAAGUGUAACAACAAUCGUGGGACUCUUAUCAGCUGCAACUAUGACCCUCCGGGGAAUAUUACUGGUCGGCGUCCUUAUGAUAAUCCUUUCUUCCAAGUCCCACUCAGCUUCAGAAAGGGUUUGCAAGAUGAUUAUUAAGUGGCACUUCUGGAGUUUGAGUUUGUGUUCGUGUGCAUGAAUAAAACGAAGAAGCUAGCUAGGCUUAGCUGGGUUGAUGAUCAUGUGUGUGGGUGUGUGUGUUUUCAGAUACGUAUAUCUCGGUGCGUGAUUUGGUUUUGAUCAUCAAUGAAAUAAAAGUUUGACGGUGAUAGAUGUGAGUUUUCGAUCGUUCUCAAGAUCAUACCUCAUAUCUUUGAUGAAUUAAGCAAUUUUAUUACUUGUUCAGAA